AUGGCCACAGCAUCACCUCAACAUUUGUUGGAUGAAGUACCUAACACUGGCCAACAACAGGAACAUCAGCAGCAGCAAGAAUUUCUUCACUCACUGGAGACAGUUGUCCUCACUAUCUUUCUGUCCAUCAUUAUCAUAAUGACAGUGUUUGGUAACCUGCUGGUCAUGGUGGCACUCUGCAAGGACAGACAUUUACGAAAGAAGAAGACAAACUAUUUCAUUGUGUCACUGGCGUUUGCUGACUUGCUGGUUGCCGUGGUGGUGAUGCCUUUCGCUGCAAUCGAGCUGACCACCGGACAGUGGCGUUACGGAGAGAUCUUCUGCCUGGUCAGAACAUCUUUGGAUGUUUUGUUAACUACAGCAUCCAUUCUGCAUCUCUGCUGCAUUGCACUAGACAGGUAUUAUGCUAUCUGCUGCCAGCCUCUGGUGUACAGGCACAAGAUGACCCCCAUCAGAGUUGCAGCGAUGCUCAGCGGCUGCUGGCUGAUCCCCACAUUCAUCUCCUUCCUUCCCAUAAUGCAAAGCUGGAACGCCAUCGGCAUUGAAGAUAUUAUUGAGGAAAGGCGAGCUCUGACAGGAGGCUCCAACGACACAAGCUGUGUGUUUUUGGUCAACCGGCCAUACGCACUGAUCUGCUCUGCUGUUGCCUUCUACGUCCCGUUAGCACUCAUGGUCCUGGCCUACCAGCGUAUCUACGUCACUGCCAUGACCCAUGUGCGACAGAUUGAGACACUUCAGCGAGCAGGCUCUGCUCCUGUUUCUGGGACUGUUCCAAUAAUCACCAUAAGGUCGUCUACUUCCUCAGAUCCAAUGGAGCAUUAUCGCUUUAGGACACCUAUGGGCUCCUCCCAUUCAGAGCAUGCUCCGAUAGCGAACAGCCGCAUGCGUGUUGAGACUAAAGCGGCAAAGACACUAGCAGUAAUAAUGGGUUGUUUCUGUCUAUGUUGGGCACCGUUCUUCAUAACCAACGUGGUGGACCCCUUCAUUCAUUACUCAGUGCCCUGGCAGCUGUGGACAGCAUGGUUAUGGCUCGGGUACAUCAACUCAGGGUUAAACCCCUUCCUUUACGCCUUUCUAAAUCGGGCGUUUCGGAGAGCGUUUCUGGUGAUUCUAUGCUGUGGGGAUGAGCGGUACGCGAGGAAGGCAAGCUGCUCAUAUGGACAUGCCAACAGAGCAUGCUCAGCUGCAUCAGUGAAUGGGACCUCCAUGGCAUUAAGGUUGUCCUUCCUGCCAAACCGUAGCUACAGUGACAACGGACGAACGAUACUGGCCAACGAACACGAGUCCCAGGACUCUCUUGGACCACUAUGA
Messenger RNA from Cheilinus undulatus (humphead wrasse), 1311 nucleotides. RefSeq names its product 5-hydroxytryptamine receptor 4. The transcript is spliced from 6 exons. Lineage: Eukaryota; Metazoa; Chordata; Actinopteri; Labriformes; Labridae. Gene Ontology annotation, cellular component: plasma membrane. The record is from RefSeq and is a predicted model, not a curated record. Bases 1 to 1311 code for a protein of 436 amino acids. Gene Ontology annotation, biological process: chemical synaptic transmission; adenylate cyclase-activating adrenergic receptor signaling pathway; regulation of appetite. Gene Ontology annotation, molecular function: G protein-coupled serotonin receptor activity.